AUACUAGUAUUUCUGUGCUGUGAACAGUUAUCAACGUGUAUUUGGCUGUAUAGGGGAGAAUUUUAAGUUGUUCAAAUUGUUCUAGUUAGGUACUCGGUACUCGGUAUCAAGAUGCAGAGAAACACCCGUAUGCAGCGAGAACUUAGCAUUCUAAAGAAGGAACCACCGCCUGGAAUCUCAUGUUGGCCAGUUGACGACCAAAUUGAUAAGCUGCAAGCAGAAAUCUUAGGUUCAAAAGGAACACCCUAUAGUGGAGGGACUUUUAAGCUGGAAAUUCAACUUCCUGAGAGAUACCCAUUUUACCCUCCUAAAGUGCGGUUUGUUACUAAAAUCUAUCAUCCAAACAUUGAUGGAAAUGGCCGCAUCUGUCUUGACACUCUUCAAAUGCCUCCAAAGGGAGCUUGGAAACCAGCGUGGAACAUUUCAACUGUGCUGACAUCGAUCCAACUUCUGAUGGCAGAACCAAACCCAGAGGAUCCACUCGAUGCUGAAAUUUCUAAUGAAUUCAAGUACAACAAGCCACAGUUUCUUGAAAAAGCAAAAGAAUGGACUCAAAAGUAUGCGACUAGUAACAAAGUUACAGCUGCUUCAGUAAAGGUUUCUUCAAGUGACACUCAUGUUGAAGCUGAGGACAGCAGUGACUCUGAUGAUGACAGCAGUGAUGAAGAGAAUCCAGAAAACAACCCUCCUGUCCACCCCAGCCAGGGGGUCAAGAGAGCAGCCUCUGCACACCUCCCUAGAGAAACCAAAACACUGAAACAAAAUAAUGAAUAGCCUUGUUCAGAAACAUUCUGUGAUAGGAUCAGUGAACAAAUUAAAUUUAAUUCGUUAUGAACUCAGAAGGCUACCCUUAACCUGUAUGCCUGAGUCAUUUGAAAAAUACAAUGUAGUUUCAUUUUGUCAAGCUUGCUAGUUGCAUUUGUUGACAUUUUCUUAAAAAAAUACAAAAUUCUUUGUAAUAAAUUGAGUAAAAACCACUGUAUAAGAAAUAUGUAACAAUUCAUGAAAUAAAAUAUUCAGUUCUUCAA
Orbicella faveolata is the source of this 1028-nucleotide messenger RNA. Its product is annotated as ubiquitin-conjugating enzyme E2 T-like. The record is from RefSeq and is a predicted model, not a curated record. Lineage: Eukaryota; Metazoa; Cnidaria; Anthozoa; Scleractinia; Merulinidae.